GUCCAGUUGACAUAAGAACCCUAAACCCGGCCACUCGUGCUCCAAGCUCCACAGCCCCACCGCCGUCUGCUGCUACCGUCUCGACGGCUCAGGUUCCCGUCGCCGGCGUCCGUCCGUCCGUCCGCCGCGCACUCUCGGCAGCUGCGGCCGGCGAGAGGCUUCAGCUCGGCGCUAUCCCGAGUCUUGAUUCCGCCCGACUCGCUGUCCCGCAGCUCAUCCUCCCGUAGCCGUCGCCGUCGCCGUCGCCGUCGCCGUCGCCGUCGCCUGCUCCCCCGGCUAGGGACGGAACCAAUUCUCCGUCAGCAUUGCAACUCCGGCUAAGCUUCAGGAUCAAUAGUGAGGUCAAAAGAUGGUGAGGCCUUUUGGAGUCAAACGGGGAAACAAAAAGCGGAAGGAGAAGUACGACGAUGCGGAGAUUGAGGAAGGUGAACAUGAGCAAGAACCGCAAUCGAAGCAACUAAAAGCAGAUGAUGAUGUAUCGAGAGAAGAAGAGGCGGAAAAUCGCGAGAAGCAAUCGCAAGAAGCAGAGGAUGAUGUGGUUCAUCAACUCGAAGGCAUACCGCUUGGACCGGUCGAGAGUCAAGGCUCCAAGAACGUCGGGAUUACUUUUGUUCUUGAGAAGGCUUCAUUAGAAGUUGCUAAAGUUGGAAAGACCUAUCAGAUCUUGAAUUCAGAUGAUCACGCGAACUUUUUGAAGAGGAAUGGUAGAAAUCCAGCUGAAUAUAGACCCGACAUUGUUCACCAGGCUCUUUUGUCGAUCUUAGACAGCCCACUAAAUAAGGCUGGAAAGGUUCGUGCUGUCUAUGUAAGGACUGCAAAGGGUGUGCUUUUUGAAGUCAAGCCUCAUGUUCGUAUCCCCAGGACAUACAAGCGCUUCUCAGGCAUAAUGUUGCAAUUACUGCAAAAAUUGAGUAUAACAGCUGCGGGCAAGCGUGAGAAACUUUUGCGGGUGAUCAAAAACCCUGUGACGCAAUAUCUUCCUGUCAAUGCCAGAAGAAUCGGAUUUUCUCACAGCUCAGAAAAGGUGGUUGAAAUGCAGGACUAUGUGGCUGCUAUUGGUGAUGAUAUUCCUCUAGUGUUUGUGGUUGGUGCGAUGGCCCAUGGGAAAAUUGAAUCCGAGUAUACAGAUGAUUUUAUUUCAAGUACUAUGGGUAAUUAUGCAAGACUAAGAGCUAAUAUUGAUGGAGAUUUUACAAAGAUCCAAGGGGUGAAAAACAGGGUUGAAGCUGUUGCAGAGGGAAAGAACUUGUCGAGAGAGGAAUUAUUUUGACGACAUUGUCACAUAAGAUCCUCCUGAUUCAAAGGUUUAGGUGCAUUUAGUGCAUGUGCACCUGGUACAUUUAGUCACGCUCCAAAUCUGUGUCCGCCCCCUUGGAUGUUUUUUUUUGUAGUGCAGUUGGUUAAUGGCUCAUCAGAUGAUAGAACUUCUCUAUAAGUUUAGCCCUUGUAUAAUUUCAAUGACCAAGAGUUCACAAAAGAGAAAAAGUUUGUCAU
Molecule: messenger RNA, 1494 nt
Organism: Syzygium oleosum
Lineage: Eukaryota; Viridiplantae; Streptophyta; Magnoliopsida; Myrtales; Myrtaceae
Exons: 9
Coding region: 350-1270 (306 amino acids)
Biological process (GO): rRNA base methylation
Cellular component (GO): small-subunit processome; nucleolus
Molecular function (GO): rRNA binding; rRNA (pseudouridine) methyltransferase activity
Source: RefSeq, a predicted model, not a curated record